AGUUACUUUGUUAUUUCAACAAAUUAUAAUUGAAAUUAAAAUGUUUCACUGAUGAAAUAUAGAUGCAUUCAUACAUUAAGGUCGCAAAUACAGCCAUUGUAGCGGCAAUAGAUUUUGGAACAACAUAUUCUGGUUGGGCAUAUUCUCUUCGAUCAAACUUUGACUCGGAUCGGACAAAAGCGUCUACGAAACUUUGGAACUCCGGCUCUGCUCAAACAGAAAAGACACCCACGUGUAUUCUUAUACGACCAGAUGGAAAGACAGUCGAAGCUUUUGGAUAUGAAGCUGAGGAUAGGUAUCAAGAUUUAGCCGGAACUGAAGAGCAUAUGGAUUUCUUUUAUUUCCGGCGCUUUAAGAUGUCGUUGAGCAAAAAACUUGGAGAGAAACUAGAUAGAAACAUGACACUCGAAGACGCUAUGAACCGAUGUCUACCUGCCCUUGACGUGUUUGCAAUGAGUAUCAAAUUCCUAAAAGACGACCUGCUAGCUGUCUUACCCGACAGACAUUUAGGAAACAUAAAGAUGGAUGAUAUACACUGGGUAUUAACAGUUCCUGCUAUUUGGACAGAUGGCUCGAAACAGUUUAUGAGAGAAGCUGCAAUAAUGGCUGGAAUUAAAAGCAAAAGGCUAACAAUUGCUUUGGAACCAGAAGCUGCGUCAAUGUUUUGUCGUAACUUACCAAUAGAAGCUACAAAUUGCGACUCAGGAAGUAAUAUUUCCUCGUUAUCGAUAGGAACUCAGUACAUGAUUCUUGAUGCCGGAGGUGGCACGAUCGAUAUCACUGUACAUGAGGUAGAUACUGAUAACAAUGUAAAGGAGAUACAUGCUGCAAGUGGAGGCGGAUGGGGUGGUACAACUGUUGAUGAAGCAUUCAAACGAUUACUGAUUGCUAUUAUAACAAAUGACGUUUACGAGGCGUUUAAAAGGGACCACACAGAUGAUUGGCUGGAUAUUUGGAGAGACUUUGAGGUCAAGAAAAGAACGAUUACUACAUCUUCGAAUUCACCUGUAAGAAUGAGACUUCCUUCUUCGCUGACAGAUAAGUAUUACCUUGUCACAAAACAAAAAUUAGCAAUAGCUGUGAAAGGUUCAGAAUAUGCUAGUGAUAUUCAAAUUGUCAGGGACAAAAUCAAUUUUUCAGCAGAACUUGCAAGAUCUUGGUUUGAAACUUCUGUUGUCAAAACAGUUCACUUAGUAAAAAGUAUUAUGUCCAAAAAUGAAAAUGUAACAGCUAUUUUAAUGGUUGGUGGAUUUUCCGAAUCUCCUGUUUUACAGAACGCUGUUCGAGCAGAGUUUAAACAAAUGGACAUAAUCAUUCCGUCCGAAGCUUCCAACUGUAUACUAAAAGGAGCGUUGAUUUUUGGCCACUUGCCAAAGGUCAUUACUGAACGUGUUCUCAAGUACACGUACGGUAUCGGGUCAUUUGAAACAUUUGUAGCAGGACAUCAUCCACCGAAAAGGCUUAUCACUACAGACAACGGUUUUGUAUGUCCAAAUGUAUUUAGCAAACAUGCUGAGAUAUAUCAAAGAGUAAAGAUAGGGGAACCUCAAGUUUGGCAUACAUAUAGUCCUCAAUACAAAUCCCAGACACAGAUGUCAUUUUCUGUGUUUGCAUCAGAAAAACCAAACCCGGUUUACACAGACGAGGGUUGUAUUCUUAUUGGUACGUUGCAGAUUGACUUAGUCGAUCAUGACGGGGCAUUGGAUCGGGAAGUUUUAGUUGCCUUUACAUUUAGCGGAACGGAAAUAGUUGUUGAAGCAAAGGAUAGAAAAACAGGCAACCAGUCUUUCGUUGCUGUUGACUUUCUUGGAUAAGACAUGGCCUUAUAUAUGGAAACAUCUUAUAUGCAAAACAUAUGAUAUAUUGUCUGUGUUGACUUGAGUGUAUAUGAACACCUAUUUGUUGUAUCUAAUAAUAUAUGUAUACAUUUUAGUUGAUAGCUAAGGAGAGUGAUUCCUGUAUAUAGGGAUAUUACGUUUGCGUUUUAAUUGCCGUAAUUUCUUCUUUUCUUUGUUUAUUGAAAACAAAACUGUUACAAUCGUUUUAUUCCGGUAUAUUUUUAUUAUUCCUCCUUUUACAUAAGUAUGUGGUGUUUCUAAUUGUAGCCAGAACUGGUACUGUAGUACGUACUGCUGUCAUUUUUUGCAAGAAUUGCUGUUGAUAUGCACAACAAACACGGUUUUUGCUAAGAGGAGCACCUAAUGGUUAAGGUAUCUGCCUCUCAACCCAAGGAACAUGGAUUCAAGCCCUAAUCCGGUCACGACCAUGUUCCUUCAUAUGAUACCAGUACUACUUUCGUAAAUGAAUGUUAUAAGUUGAAAGAACUUGUUUUGCAAUCUGGCUUAAAUAAAUACGUUUUAACCUUUUAAACAAUUUUGCUACUAGAGACAGCACUUUAGUUUUCAUUGAAUAUUCAAACGUUUCUCUAAAAGAACCCAAAAUUCAUUGAUUUGUGUUUGUGUGUUUUUUAUUAUUGUUGUUAUGAUUAUUGUUUGUUAUUAUUAUAAUUAAAACAAAUCAUGUUAUGAAAUGACAAUUCAAAUGAAUAAAGUACUUUUAAAUGUGCAGCUUCAGUGGAAACAUAAUGUAGAAUUAUUUUAACAAAUAACUUUGUAUAGUUACUGUUUGUCUGUGUAUAUGUUAAAAACAAAUAAAAAUUGGUUGAUUUAAUACUGUUCUAAAAUGGAACAAAAGAUCAGUCGAAUUGUUAUUGCAUAUUAAAAAUACCAACAAAAUUUAAUGAUGAGCCUAAACGGUAAGAACAGUAAUUAUGCGUAAACGUAUCAAGAUUUGAAUGGCAAAACGUUAAUAUUAAAAAAUUGUUUUUGCUUAUUAGUUUGUGUAUCUAGUUUUUGACUAGAAUACUAGAAAAUAUUACAGUAUGUGUUUAAUACAAAAAACUGUAAAUUUAUAGCAAUUUUUGUUCUUAAUGAAAACAUAUGGUAAACAACACACCGUUCUUCAAAUUUCUGAAAGAUUGAAGUUUUAAUGAUCAUGAAAAUCUAUUAUUCAAAUGUACGAUGAUUAGUGUGGAUCAUUCGACAUGUAACAUCAUAUCUUCUGGCUAACAAAUGUCAUUUUGGUCAUGAAUAACCUUGACAUACACAAUAUUUUAGUCGAAUAUAAGACAAUAGUACGUACUUUAUAAAGCCAAAGCCUUGGAAAUGUAUUACUCAUUGAAAUAUCCCAGAACAAUACGUCUUUAGACAAGACAUAAACAAUUGUCAACUGAGCAUUGUUGUACACAGGAAUUCAAUGCUUCCCUCACACUAUUUAAUAAUCAGUUUUUGAAACAUUCAUACGUUUGUGUUAAACAGUUAUAUUUUGUUCAAAGUGGUGUAUAUUUUAAAGCAAAGUAAAUGAACUGUAUUUUUGUUAUUGUAUUUUUUUGAUUCGUUGCAUUGUUGUAUUAUUAGACAUCGGUAGCUGAUGUUCUUUUAUUUCUUUUCUCCUAAUUUUUUCAUGAAGCAGUUGUAUCCAGCGGUAGUUGACUCUAACUUAAGUUUCAAAUGAUCUGUAUCUCUCUCAACAACCCAUAGUCCAAAACAGCUUCUCUGUUUAAUUAUUCCAUACAACAUGCUUAACGCUUAAACUUGCCGUAGUGUUAUUAGCUGAUAUUAAAUAGAUUAGUAUUUUUUUGAAAAUAUGGAAACAAGGAAGGGUAGCAUUUAAUGAUUUAAUGAACGCAUUCCCAAACACAUGACCAAAGUUUCUAUUAUGAUUAAAUUAGUUAAAUUAUGCACGGUAUCUGUCGUAGAAAAACUGGGAAGCAUAUAAAUGUCUCACCUUGCGGUUGUUAGAGUUAUGUUUCUGUAAAGUAAUACUUUUGUUAGUGACUCAUCAUUACACACGUUUCUAUCGCAAAAAUAGUUUUAUAAAGUGUAUAAAACUUUAAAUCUGCUACCUGUAGUUUACAUAAUUUUGGAAAAGAAUAAUUCCAAAAUACCCUAUGAAAAAAAUAUGUUUACAUGAACUUUAUUAAGAACGAAUAGCUCAAGCAUGACAUCAUUGCUAAACAGUUAAAACCCUAUUAAA
Ruditapes philippinarum (Manila clam) is the source of this 4035-nucleotide messenger RNA. Its product is annotated as heat shock 70 kDa protein 12B-like. The record is from RefSeq and is a predicted model, not a curated record. Gene Ontology annotation, molecular function: ATP-dependent protein folding chaperone; ATP binding. The transcript is spliced from 4 exons. Bases 63 to 1814 code for a protein of 583 amino acids. NCBI's taxonomy places the organism in Eukaryota, Metazoa, Mollusca, Bivalvia, Venerida, Veneridae.